UUUGCCAGAGUAGCUUCCCCUGAGAGUUGUUUAUGUACUGCGAGUUUGUCAUCUGUUGUUUGGAAAGCUAAAAUAUUUCUGAUAAAUCAUGAAUUCUGAAGUAUUGCCAGCAGAGAACCAGGUAGCCCUAUCACCAAAAAAGGAGAUAGUCAAGUCCACUGCAGUUGUUGAAUGGUCAGCCACUCGUUUUCCUGUUCAGUUUUGCAAACUGAGUCUCAACACCAAUAUUAAUGAUACACCAGCCAAUUGGCUACGGAGCCAAUCAUCUGUGGAGCAGCACCUCAGAGACCUGACUUGGCAGCGAGAGCGUUCAGAAUUUUCCAGUUUUAUGAUGGCCAACUCCUACCCAGACUAUGCUGGUGAAGUGGAUGUUGUCUCAGAUGCAGAAAAUAUUAAAAAGCUGUUGAAGAUGCCAUUUCUCUCAACAUCCCACAUCAGCAUCAUGGUGCAUCGUGUGGGACGCACCCUGCUGCUGGAUGAUUUUGAUAUCCACAAGCAUUUGCUUCGUAAUGAGUCAGAAAACUGGUCUUGGAUGCGGCAGUUUUUUAAAGACACAAUUUUAAAAAAUGAAGAAGAAAUGAACUGUGUACCACGUAAAACCAAGAACCAAGAUGUGAUGCAAAACCGCAUUAUGUAUUCUAAGUUUCUAUACCAUAGUGUAACAGGCAGCAGCAGCCAAGAACUAGAGCUCUCUCAUGUGGACAGAACGCAUCAAGUUUCUCCAACGCCAAGUAAUCAGCUACAGCACUUUGUUGCAGACCAUGCACCUAGCAUAGACACGCUUGGCCGUCAGGAGUUCAACAGGCAGGCUCUCUGGACAUUUGAGGAUAUCCGAAUGCUGAUUGGUACCGACUUACCCAUUUUCAGUGUGGGUGAUCAUCCAUGUGUCAGUCUUCGAUUAAGAGAUGCAGCACAGCCAAUCAAUGUGGUGACAGGGCUAGACUACUGGUUGGACAACCUUAUGUGUAAUGUUCCAGAGGUAGCUAUGUGUUACCAUGACAAUGGUUUUGUUAAGAAAUAUGAACUGAUCAAAACUGAAGACAUCCCCAAACUAGAAGGGUCAAAAUUCGACCCUCAACUUGUGAAAGACAUUGCUUGCAACAUUCUUGCAUUUCUUCGUAACAGUGCUACAAAGGAGGGUCACACAUACUGGCUGUACAAAGGCAAGAAGUCAGGAGUAGUCAAGUUGUAUGACCUGACUGAGCUGUGUGAAGGCAGUGUGCCACAAGAGGGCACCACACCAUUUACAAUGCCUGUUGGCAUGCUUCUUUAUCGUGUGGCUCGCCGAAUGCGCCAGACUAGUGACCGCUUCAAGAUUGCAGAAAUCAAGGCAUUGUUGCAGAACUCCUUAAGACUUCUGGAUGAAAACAAACAUGGGCAGGUCUGUACUUCAUCGAAUUACCUGCUUUCUGACCUUUAUGUACCUGACAGUUGUAUCCAGAACAAGUGGGUUGUAGAAGAGACUACAGAAGACUCCAUUGAAGAGAGUUCAGAGUCUGAUGAUGAAUCUGAGACAGAAGAUAAGGCAGAAAUGUUAGUGGAAAUCAAGUCACUGUUUCAACGUGACUUCUGUGAAAGCAAACGCCGAAAGCGUGUGCAACUGGAGGGCAUUAAUGGUACACCUGAUGAAAGAUGUAAAAUUGGAUUGCAGUAUGUACGAAAGGGCUUGGUCUGUCUGGAGCGGGAUUUGCAGAUUUUGAAUAAAAAGCGACCAAGCAGCAGCUUUGUGGAAGAGCAGCAAACAUGUGACUCUAGCAAGGCCAUCCCUUUGAAAUAUGAACCCAUCCAUAAGGGAGGCAAUUUUCGUGAUGAAUCCCUGUGGCAGCUAUCCACACAAACCUCUUUCAGGGGAAGCUGGCAUCAGCUGUCCAAAGCACUUCUACUAAGGAAAGCUUGUAUGGCAAACUAUGUAUUAGCUGCAGAAUUCCUGGCUAACCAGCAGUAUGGUUGCUCACUCAAACAUGUUCGUUAUGCCAUCCAUUGUUUUGAAUCCAUGGCUCGCCUAAUUCCCAGCAAGGAGAAGGAGAACAAAGAACUACUGAUGCUGCUUUUCCUGACUGCAGCAGAAUCUCGCUAUUUUCUUGGAAUUAGUUCAAGAGGUUUGGAUGAGCACCAGCGAGGCUAUGAUGACAUGAAUGAGGAUGACACAUAUAUUCUGGAUCGAGCCCAAAGUGUCGUCCCAGUGCCUGAGAUGGCAUGGGUGUCUAAGUGGACGACAAAUCAAGUGGAAAACCUGCAAGACAGUGUGAAAUGCUUAGAGCGCAUCACCAUCUUGGCACACUCAGAGCAAACUAAACACAGAUCAAUGCUGAUGGAUGUCGCCAAAAAAAUGGGCAGCUCUUACAAUGAGCUCGGCAAACUUGCAAUGGCUCGUGCUGAAUUACUGCUUAGGAAAGAAAUGAAUUUUGAAACAAUGAAGGAAGUUUGGUCACAAAGCAAGUAUUUUUUUGAGCGGGGUGUGGAGGGGUUCCAUGACAUAAGCGAUGCCAAAAAUGAAGCAGUAGUUCAGUGUAACCUGGCCAGACUGCACCGCCUAGCAGCUCAGGCGCACACUUGUGAGAUGGAGAGCUGUGGUGGGCAGUUCACCUCAGAAAUGCGCCAUCAUUUAAAAGCAGCAUGCUUGUGCUUUGAAAAUGCACUGAAAUGUUUGGGUUCCACCACUAAACAUGGAGAUUUUCGCAACACCGUUUUGUGGGACUAUUCAACAUGUUAUGCACACAUGGGCAUUCUGCUGCAGGACUUUCCACCAAUAGCCACAACAAACAUACAAGAGAUCGCUCGAGAAGUGAUAGAUCUGUUAAGUCGGUCCAUCAAAUUAUGCAACCAGAUAACAGUAGAUUCAGAGAACAAAAUUUUAUGUCCAUACCGUAUUGCAACCUUAGAGAGACGGAUAGCCUCUCAGCACUUCAAAUGCUUUCAAGAUGAGAAACAAGAGGUGAAGAGAAAACACUUUGAGUCAUGGGCUGAAAACAGUUACAAGCGUGCGAUCAGUUUGUUUGCAACAUCUCCAGAAUGGGCCUAUGAGAUGCUGGAAUGCAUGACAGAGAGAUUGUGUCUACACACUAGCAUCUUUCAAAGCCAGGAUAAAACUGCUGGUGUCAAGAAAGAAAAAAUGCUGGAGAAACUGCUGAUCUCAGUCACUGAAUUUGAGGCCCCUUUGAAGAAUUUGUCUGAAGCUGUCAAUAAAUAUCUGCAAGGCAAAGAUUUCACAAGUGCUGAGUCAGAAGUGGGGGAAAAGAAAGACAAGUACCUCAAGCUAGCAGCCUACUUGCUGAGUAGCAUCCAGACUAUUCUUUUGUGGUGGCUUCAAUGGAGCUGCAGCAGUAAGAAAAAGUUGAAAGAGUGUACAGAUGAGACAAGGACUCUUAAAUCAUUGUAUAACAAGAGUUUGCAUCUGGCCAAGGAGGAGGGAAAGUGUGUCAAUAGAUUAAAGCAGUUGUUAGAGCUGGUGCAGGACAUAAGACUUUACUAUAAAUCCAAUUUUCAAUGAUGAAUCUUCUUUUGAAAGUAACUAACUAAAUGUAACUACGACAAGGUGCAAAGGAAAAUUCUUCUUUAUUAUAGACUUUCCAGUUAUAAGUUUAGCAUGUCAUCAGCAGUCUGUGCUAAACACCAACAUCAGACAUUAUUUUAUACAUAUUGCCAUUAUCGAUGCCCUGCCACUUGCCUGCCCAUAAAAGGUCCCUUUACAAAUUUUCCUUGAUUACCACAGAGACAUUUCACCAUUAGAGUGUGUUCUGCAAAGACAGGAAUCAUUCUUUCCGACCAUUCUUUUAACAGUAUUACUCUCAAAAUUGUCUUAAGUCCUGUUAGAAAUAGUUGGUCAAGCAUUUUUAUAUCAGGUUAUGAGGCAUUGCAUUAGUGUAUGUUUAUUUGUACAGUCGUUGUUUACAUCUCAUGUUUUAUAUAAAUAGAUUUUAAGUCUCUUUGUGCUUGAGAGAGAGUGUAUGUAAAAGAGUGAAUGUCCGUGCACAAAGCUGACAAUAUGGGAAAGAAAAAAGUCCAUAAAUAGAAGUUGGUUAAAAUAUUAACAGCCAUAGCAUCAGGAUAUGAAAGUUUACAGGUUAAAUUCUGCUUCAAGAAAUUUUAAAAAGAUUGAGACAUUUUGUAAUUACUAAAUUUCCUUAAAAAUCAGCUAUAAUGUUGCUCACCAUUACAUAACUUUAUUGUAAGCAAAGCACUUAAAGCAAAUUUUUAACUCACCAAGCUCUAUAUUUUAUUCACAAUAUCCAGACAUUAUUUCUGAGUUAUGUGGUAAUUACUUAUUUGCUUACAUGAGUAUGAUCCAAUUUCUAUCCACAUCAUAGAUUUCACGUAAUGAUUUUAAUUUAAAGAUAGAAUAUGAUUUUGCUACUGUUUAAGAACUUUAAGGAUGUGCUUUGUUAAGUGCAUUUGGAUUUAUUUAUUGUGUAUUUUUGUGAAAGAUGGAUGCACAGCAUGAAGCAGUGCCUGAAUAUUGAGAGAAUUAAGUGUAUAAUUUAAAUAAUUAUUUUAACUAACUAAAAUUAAACCAGUCAUUGAACAGA
This is a messenger RNA of Pomacea canaliculata, 4526 nucleotides long. Its product is annotated as erythroid differentiation-related factor 1-like. Bases 89 to 3490 code for a protein of 1133 amino acids. Gene Ontology annotation, molecular function: protein binding. Lineage: Eukaryota; Metazoa; Mollusca; Gastropoda; Architaenioglossa; Ampullariidae. The record is from RefSeq and is a predicted model, not a curated record. The transcript has 22 exons. Gene Ontology annotation, biological process: positive regulation of DNA-templated transcription.